CCUCACCCGUCGUUCCAUUUCCAGUUUUCCACAACCAACAGCAAACAGAGGCGGCGACGGCGGCAGCCCUACGGUUCACAGCUCGAUCAACACUGCGACCCUCGUCGGGACUACAGCGCCGAUAUCCGAGGCCGACUCAGGACGAUGGCGGAGAAGCUUUUGUGCCCGACGCUGUCGUGGUCAGACAUCCCACUGGAGCUGGCCGGGCUGGUGCUCCGCCUCCUGCCCGCGUACGCCGACCGUGCUCGCUUCGCCGCGGUCUGCCCCCAGUGGCGUGCUGCUGCGCAGCUGAUCACGGUGCCGCCGCCGGUGCCACUGCUCGCUCUUCCUGAUGGAACUUUCUACAGCCUCCCCUGCACCGAGCCCUUCCACUUUGCUGGCUGCGGCUUCGCGGGGUUCAAGAGCGCCUGUGGUAGCUGGCUCGUCUUUCCGCGUGAUGAUGGAUGCUUCCUGGUCAACCCCUUCUCCAGGGCCACUGUAACGCUCCCUUCUCUGUCCAGCGUUAGGCUCUACCCCGCCGAUGCUGAUGUGAACCACAUACCUGUGGACCCCCUUAGGUUCACAUGGCUGCAUAUCAAGGACAAGAAUCCCCAGUUGAGUAAGCUAAUGUUGUGCUCGCCUAACCUGGUUGCUGCAUUCGUCAACCAUCAAGGCCUUGGUCAGAUUCUAGUGUGUCAGCCAGGGGCUUCCUCGUGGUCAGUUCGAGCCUAUGAUACGUGUAAAGGAUUUGAAGAUAUGGCGUUCUACCAGGGAAGGCUCUACAUCCUUUCUCACCAUGAGCAUCUCUCUGUUGUAGACAUCAGCCAGGACCAAACCACUGGUGAUCCACAUGUUUCUCGGAUUGUACGGAUCAUCAAGGGCAAUCCCUUUCCUUUGUUUCCGUCUGAAGACAACACUAGGGUCGAUAAGAAGCUCUACCUGGUUGAAUCGCGUGGUGCAUUACUAAUGGUUCGCAGGAAGGUUUGCUCCAGAAGGAUACUUGAUAAAUUUGUGAUUGCACGGAACAAGUUUGAGAUUUUUCAUGCUGACCUCAAGCAGCCAGGGUGGGUCAAUAAGACGACCUUAGGGGAUGACCAGGUUCUUUUUCUAGGCCGAAGGUGCUCCCAAAUUGUUCCUGUCUCUCAGUAUGGGUUGCUGGGAGACCGCAUCUGCUUUUUGGAUGAUGAUGAGGAGUACUUCAAUGGCCGCUGUUACGAGGAUGAGAAUGCUUCCGUUGGUGUCUAUGAUGUGAUUGGCCAAGUGGUUUCCUUCCCUCUUCCAACCGUCUCUUGGAAGCGCGAUGGGAUGCGUCUCGCAACCUGGCUACUCCCUCAAAACUGAACUUGAAAUGUUUCUGUCCAGUCUCUUCAAUGUACCACUACAUAUCUAUCUAUGGCAUAUUGUUAUGUGGCUACUAUGUUGUUUGAGGCAUGCCUACUUUGUGAACUCAACAAUGUUAGUAUCUACCUAACAUUGACGGUUGCCCUACGUGCAAGCCGUUCAGUGCAUCAGCACUUUAUUAUCGGAAAUUUAUGAUUUAUAGGUAGUGACGAAUUAUUAUCCUUGACUUGUAUUAUGGUCAAGCUGUGAAUUUCUCAUGCUUCAGAGUGGUGAAUCAUAUGUGCUUUUCUGCUUGUUUA
Messenger RNA from Lolium perenne, 1619 nucleotides. RefSeq names its product putative F-box protein At5g38270. Gene Ontology annotation, molecular function: protein binding. The record is from RefSeq and is a predicted model, not a curated record. NCBI's taxonomy places the organism in Eukaryota, Viridiplantae, Streptophyta, Magnoliopsida, Poales, Poaceae.